Neoarius graeffei (lesser salmon catfish) is the source of this 2196-nucleotide messenger RNA. RefSeq names its product potassium voltage-gated channel subfamily A regulatory beta subunit 1a (gene kcnab1a). The transcript has 14 exons. Gene Ontology annotation, molecular function: voltage-gated potassium channel activity; transmembrane transporter binding; potassium channel regulator activity. NCBI's taxonomy places the organism in Eukaryota, Metazoa, Chordata, Actinopteri, Siluriformes, Ariidae. The record is from RefSeq and is a predicted model, not a curated record. Bases 99 to 1334 code for a protein of 411 amino acids. Gene Ontology annotation, biological process: potassium ion transport; transmembrane transport; negative regulation of delayed rectifier potassium channel activity. Gene Ontology annotation, cellular component: voltage-gated potassium channel complex; extrinsic component of cytoplasmic side of plasma membrane; membrane.
GUUUCAGCAAACUCUUACUGGGACACUGUAGAACUCUUUAAGGGUCUCUCAGACCUUUAAGCUUGAAGUAGAACCCCCAGAGGAGCAGACUAAGAGAGAUGUACUUAUACAAAGCGACUUGUUCAGAAAUCCCCAACCUGAAGCCUAAAGGAAUUCAGAGGGUGAGCGGAGACAGAGCACAGACCCGCAUCAGCAGGGAGAACUCGGUGGACAAGACUUAUCCGUACAUGUGCUGGAGUGGACUGAGGACCAACACACACCUGGAGCUCAAACACCUGGAUGAGUUUCUCAACACACACGCCAUCUCGCUUCGGGACUCGGUACCAACCGUGACUGGCAUGGUGUACAGGAACCUUGGGAAGUCCGGAUUGCGAGUGUCAUGUUUGGGUCUUGGCACCUGGGUGACUUUUGGAGGUCAGAUUUCCGAUGAGGUAGCAGAGCAGCUGAUGACCAUAGCCUAUGAGAGCGGCGUGAACCUGUUUGACACAGCCGAGGUUUACGCUGCAGGAAAAGCUGAAGUCAUCCUGGGAAACAUUAUCAAGAAAAAGUGCUGGAGGAGAUCCAGUUUAGUGAUUACGACCAAGCUCUACUGGGGAGGAAAAGCUGAGACUGAGAGAGGGCUUUCCAGAAAGCAUAUAAUAGAAGGUCUUAAAGGCUCCCUACAGAGAAUGCAGCUGGAGUACGUGGACGUGGUCUUCGCCAACCGUCCUGACGGCAACACACCGAUGGAGGAGAUCGUGAGGGCGAUGACCCAUGUGAUCAACCAGGGGAUGGCGAUGUACUGGGGGACGUCCCGAUGGACAGCCAUGGAGAUUAUGGAAGCGUACUCGGUGGCGAGGCAGUUCAACCUGAUCCCCCCGGUGUGUGAACAAGCAGAGUAUCACCUCUUUCAGAGGGAAAAAGUGGAGGUGCAGCUUCCUGAGCUCUACCACAAGAUAGGCGUAGGUGCCAUGACAUGGUCCCCUCUUGCCUGUGGAAUCAUCACCGGAAAGUAUGAAAACGGCAUCCCAGAAUCCUCUCGGGCUUCAAUGAAGUCGUACCAGUGGCUGAAGGAGAAGAUCAUGAGUGAGGACGGAAGGAAGCAGCAGGCGAAGCUGAAGCAGUUAGCUCACAUCGCCGAGAAGCUCGGCUGCACCCUGCCACAGCUGGCUGUGGCCUGGUGCCUGAGGAACGAAGGAGUGAGCUCGGUUCUCUUAGGAACCUCCAACCCAGAACAGCUAACAGAAAACCUGGGAGCCAUUCAGGUUCUACCCAAGAUGACGUCCCACAUAGUGACUGAAAUCGACCACAUCCUCGGGAACAGGCCGUACAGUAAGAAGGACUAUCGCUCGUAGAGGUUUGGGUCAUGGUGCGUUUCCUGAUCUGAACACCUCUCCUGCUCCUCCUCCUCCUCCUCCUCUUCCUGGGGUUGCUCUCUUGUAGGAGUCUGGGAGAGAGCCUCGCCUCGCCUCGCCUCGCCUCCUUGCUCGUGUCCUGUUUGCGCAUGCCCCCUUCUCCUUACUAAUUCAACAGCCAUGCAUCACCAUGACGACAGCUACCGUCGGACGCACGAAAUCACAAAUCAUCAUGUAGCAAGGAAGCGUCCUGCUCCAAGAGCCGCGCUGCUGAUGACCUCGGAACUGUCCCGACCCGACCCGGACAUGUCCUCUGCUCAGCGAGCUGUGAGCCAAGGGACAUACUGGAGACCUGGAGAUUGUAGAGACUGGAGGUGUGGAGCGCGUCUCCCUCUGCUGUCCGAACAGGAGAACUGCAGCCUUGCUUUCGAUGACAUGAACAGGAACAAGGCGUCCCGUUCCACGCAGCCAUCCUGGUCUUUGCCUGUUUCACGAAAGCCUGCAUUCAUAACUGCAUCUGAUUAAAGAAAGCCUGUUUUGUUUUGUUUUAAAUAGCGUGACACUGAUCACAUUGCGCUUUUUGGCACAAAAGUGUAUGGCUUCUGAGCGAUUAGAAAUUAGUGCAAGAACAAAGCCGGGAUGCUUGCUAAUCAGGACGAUGUUUUCGGUUUAAACCCAUCAAAUUAUAUUGCACAUAUACAGCACUGUAGAGUUAACUUUAAAUAUGUAAAUAGUGCAUCUUGAACAACCAGCGCACACAGCGAGAGCUUCAACUGCUGUGCUUCUGUUGGUAUAUUUUUUUGUUCCUUUAUUAUUUUGAAUGAAGCUUCACUGGAUUCACUGGCUACGUUUACAUAAAAAC